This is a messenger RNA of Dalotia coriaria, 2424 nucleotides long. It is a transcript of the gene CysRS, whose product is annotated as cysteine--tRNA ligase, cytoplasmic. NCBI's taxonomy places the organism in Eukaryota, Metazoa, Arthropoda, Insecta, Coleoptera, Staphylinidae. The coding region runs from base 144 to 2348 and encodes 734 amino acids. The transcript has 6 exons. The record is from RefSeq and is a predicted model, not a curated record. Gene Ontology annotation, cellular component: cytoplasm. Gene Ontology annotation, molecular function: cysteine-tRNA ligase activity; ATP binding. Gene Ontology annotation, biological process: cysteinyl-tRNA aminoacylation.
GUGCUUACUUUUCUAAAAACCGGUGUUUCCUUGCCUGCCUCCGCGUGCAACUGCUGAUUAAUCAGUAUUAGUCAUCUAUUUCAUCAUACAAUUCAGCAGUAAAUUACUCCACGUUACACUCGCCACCAUACUGCACCUGCAAGAUGUCCAAGCGCUCCCAGCCUGCGUGGGAGCCCCACAGCAACACGUCCACGCCAGUAUUAAAACUCUUCAAUAGUCUCACACGCCAAAAGGAGCCGUUUGUGCCUGAAAAUGGCAAACGCGUCAAUUGGUACUCAUGCGGGCCGACCGUCUACGACGCCUCACAUAUGGGCCAUGCACGAUCCUACAUAACCUUUGAUAUUCUCCGGAGAGUACUCAGCGAUUACUUCCACUACGAUGUUAACUACGUGAUGAAUAUCACCGACAUUGAUGAUAAGAUCAUCAAAAGAGCUAGGCAGAAUUAUUUAUAUGAGAGAUACAUUAAAGAAGGACAUAAACUGGAGAAAAUUCUUGAAGAUGCGAAAAUUGUUAUGGAGUUGUUUGAUAAGAAAGCAGGUGUAACAACUGAUCCAGACAAAAAAACUAUGAUGGAUAACUUGCUGGUCAAGUUAACAAAGUGCAUCGAAGAGUUAAAAUCAGCUGUAGCAGCUGGUAAAGCACCCAGAAUGCAAAAAGCUCAAGAUAAUUUCCUUGUAGAAUGCAAAGAUCCACUCGCAGAUUGGUUGGACUCUCUUCAUGGAGCUAGUAUUACAGAUAAUGCAAUUUUUAGCGCGUUGCCUGCAUAUUGGGAGAGUGAAUAUCACAAAGACAUGGAUUCUUUAAACGUACUAAGACCCAAUUUUCUAACGCGUGUGAGUGACUACAUCCCGGAAAUCAUCGCUUAUAUCGAGAAAAUCAUCUCGAAUGGCCUCGCGUAUGAAGCCAAUGGUUCAGUUUACUUCGAUGUGAAUACUUUUGAUAAACGCGACAACCACCAUUACGCAAAACUAGUUCCAGAAGCAUAUGGAGAUGCUGCAUGUCUUGCUGAGGGUGAAGGAGAUCUUACAUCAGCGGAAUGCACAAAAGAAAAACGCGCAGCCACGGAUUUCGCGUUGUGGAAGAAGAGCAAAGCCGGCGAACCAGCGUGGUCAUCACCAUGGGGCAUGGGUCGACCUGGUUGGCACAUUGAAUGCUCAGCGAUGGCUUCCGCCAUUUGCGGAUCCACCCUGGACAUACAUACUGGUGGCGUGGAUCUGAAAUUCCCUCAUCAUGAUAAUGAAAUCGCUCAAUCCGAAGCAUACUUUGAUUCACGUGAAUGGGUCAAAUAUUUCUUACAUUCUGGGCAUUUAACCAUCGCCGGGUGUAAAAUGUCCAAGAGUUUGAAGAAUUUCGUCAGUAUACAAGAUGCUCUUGCGAAGCAUUCCGCCAGACAACUCAGGUUUGCGUUUUUAUUGCAUUCGUGGCGUGAUACAUUGGAUUAUAGCAAUAAUACGAUGGAAAUCGCGCUGGCUUAUGAGAAAAUGUUCAAUGAGUUCUUUUUGAAUGUCAAGGAUGUCACCAGGUGUAUAUCAGGCAGUACAGAGAAUAAAACAUUCGCGAAAUGUGAUGUGGAUGAGUUAAUGUUGCAUAAAAAGUUUGAACAGACAAAGGAUAUGGUUCAUGAGACAUUGUGUGACAAUAUUGAUACAAGAGGAGCGUUGGAGACGCUCAGGGAUUUGAUUACAGCUGGGAAUUUGUAUCUGAGGGAUAGGAAUGAUGAGAAAAAGGCGAAUGCGGUGUUGUUGUAUGAUAUCGCCGCGUAUAUUACUAGUAUUUUGAGGAUAUUUGGGAUUAAUGUUGUGGAGAAAGGAAUUGGAUUUCAGAUUACAUCAGGAGUAGCUGGAUCAGGAGAUGCUGAGAGUACAAUAAUGCCUUACCUUCAAAUCCUCUCCGAUUUCCGUGGUGUUGUACGCACGCAUGCGCGUGAAUUGAAAGCAACGGAGAUUUUGAAGCAGUGCGACCUCCUCCGGGAUGACAUCCUUCCCAACGUGGGUGUGAGGCUGGAGGAUCGUGAAGGUGCACCCAGUGCAGUUAAACUCGUGGAUAAGGAGACGCUGUUGAAAGAAAAAGAACUUAAGAAACAGAUGGAGAUUGAAAAGCAAGCUGAGAAAGAACGGAAGAAGCAAGAGCAGGCCGCGGCGCAAGCUGCUAAAGAUGCGCAGAGGAAGAUUCCCCCAGGUGAGAUGUUCAAGGGGGAGAGUGAUAAGUAUUCCAAGUUUGAUGAUAAGGGAUUACCAACGCAUGAUAAGGAAGGUAAAGAAAUCAGUAAAGGGCAAGUGAAGAAGCUGCAGAAGUUGCAGCAGGCUCAGGAGAAGAAGUACAAUGAGUAUUUGGCUACUCUUAAUUGAAAUUUAUGCAGAAAUUUAAUUUAUAUUUGCUUAUAUCUACUCUUAUUAUUAUUUAAAUAAAUCAGCUUAAGUAAAA